AAGUUUCAAACAAAUAUAAACGCACAGUCCAGAGAGAGAGAGAGAGAGAGAGGAGAAGAUUUCUGUACAGAGAAGAAGAGCAAUGGCGGAAGAUCAUGACGAUUUAGACGAACUCCUUGAUAGUGCUUUGGAUGAUUUCCAUAAUCUAAAUCUAACUUCAUCACAAAGGAGUGAAAAUAUUGGGGAGAAGAGCGAAGAUAAGUCUUUUCCAUCAUCAUCAUCAUCUGGAGCAGUACAAGGAUUAUUAGGUGGUUUACCUGAUUUAAAAAGUAAGAAGAAAGGGAAACAGCCACCAAAAAAGAAAGAAGAUCAUGUUACUGAGGCGUUUGAGAAAUUGAGGGAACAAACUAGAGAGGCAGUUCGUGGGUUAGAAUCGACUACUGCGGCAGCAUCUAAGGUGCCUAAUUUGGGUGUAGAUGGUUUAGGGAAGGAGGACGAAAUGAUGGAUGAUUGGGUUAAGCAAUUUGAAGAGAUGGCUGGGUCUCAGGACAUGGAAUCUAUAGUGGAGACAAUGAUGCAGCAGCUUCUAUCUAAGGAGAUUCUUCAUGAACCCAUGAAAGAAAUAGGCACGAGAUAUCCAAAAUGGUUGGAAGAACACAAAUCUAGCUUAAGCAAAGAAGAUUAUGAUCGUUACAGUCACCAAUACGAGCUUAUAAAGGAACUGAAUCAAGUUUAUGAUAGAGAUCCUGGUAACUUCACCAAGAUUGUUGAACUUAUGCAGAAAAUGCAAGAAUGUGGCCAGCCUCCUAGUGAUAUCGUGCAAGAGCUUGCUCCAGAUCUUGAUUUUUCCAACCUUGGCCAGUUAUCUCCUGAGAUGCUUGACCCUCAGCAAGGUUGUUCUAUAAUGUGAGGCAGACUCUCUUGUACUUCUCUCCCCUUUGUUGCUUCUUUUUUCACUUUUUUUUUCUCUUUCAAUGAUGUAGAAAAUAAGGGCAAUUGUGCAUGAGCCAAAUUUUAAUAUAUUUUUCUUUAUUUUUUAAAUGA
Messenger RNA from Papaver somniferum (opium poppy), 984 nucleotides. RefSeq names its product peroxisome biogenesis protein 19-2-like. The record is from RefSeq and is a predicted model, not a curated record. Gene Ontology annotation, biological process: protein import into peroxisome membrane. The transcript has 3 exons. Gene Ontology annotation, cellular component: peroxisomal membrane; peroxisome. Lineage: Eukaryota; Viridiplantae; Streptophyta; Magnoliopsida; Ranunculales; Papaveraceae. The coding region runs from base 83 to 850 and encodes 255 amino acids.